This is a messenger RNA of Siniperca chuatsi (mandarin fish), 3793 nucleotides long. RefSeq names its product dematin actin binding protein (gene dmtn). Gene Ontology annotation, cellular component: actin cytoskeleton; plasma membrane. NCBI's taxonomy places the organism in Eukaryota, Metazoa, Chordata, Actinopteri, Centrarchiformes, Sinipercidae. The transcript is spliced from 17 exons. Gene Ontology annotation, molecular function: actin filament binding. Gene Ontology annotation, biological process: lamellipodium assembly; actin filament bundle assembly; cytoskeleton organization. The record is from RefSeq and is a predicted model, not a curated record. The coding region runs from base 396 to 1688 and encodes 430 amino acids.
GAAGCUUCAUCAUGUGUCUUGAAGACAUUAUGUAAUAAUGUCUCCAGCAGAGUGGACCGCUCCGGUGGAGCAACAGGAACACUGCUUCCUCCUCCUCCUCCUCCUCCUCCUCCUCCACCCUUCCUCCUCCUCUUCCUCCUGGGGUCACAGCAGCCCCCUGCCCGGCUUUAAAAGCAGGCUGCAGCCACAUCACAUAUCACCCCUCCUCCUCCUCCACCCCCACCCUUCCUCCUCCUCCUCCACCCUUCCUCCUCCUCCUCCUCCUCGGCUCUGACAGUCAGGAGCGUCACCGUCGGUCUCCUGGACGCGUUCAGAGCUGAAACCUGCACACUUUGCUUUAUUCUGCGCUGUUUGGAGCUGGUUAAAACCAAACAGGAGGAAGUUUCUCUCCAGUCAUGCAGAAGGUGGAGGGACAGGUAACCCCGAUCAACCUGCCUUCUUCCAGGGGCCCGAGCACCCCGGGGUCUCCCGCCACGGGCAUCACGGCCCGAGUGAACGACCAGCUGGUGGGCUACAGAGACCUGGCAGCGCUGCCACGAGAUAAAGCCAUCCUGCAGGUGGAGAGACCAGACCUGAUGACCUACCAACCACACCUCAGCUUCUCCCCACUCGACCAGCCGCGCAGAGAGCGAUCUCUGUCUCCUCCCCCCACAUCUCCUCCCAGGUCUCCGGAGGUGAAGGGAAAUAAAAGCCGAGCAGAAAGUGAGAGUGGCUCCCCUGGAGGAUCCACGCUGCAACUGCAGGCUGGACGCAAGCUCAGCGCCAGCCAGCAGCAUUUCCACAGACCAGAUAAUGGGGCCAACAUCUACAGGAAACCUCCAAACUACAAACAAGACGUUAAUAAACACGUGGAAGGCAGCGGCGUCAUUCAGUCAGCAAAGUUUCCAGCAGCUCAGCCUCCGGACCCCAACCAGCCGUCUAAGAUAGAGACCGAGUACUGGCCCUGCCCCCCCUCCCUGGCUGCCAUGGAGAUUGAGUGGAGGAAGAAGAAGAAGCAGCAGGAGGAGGAGGAAGAUGAGUUUGAAGACCUGACAGACGAGGCCAAGACGCUGCAGGAGCAAGAGCUGGAAAAGAUCAAGUCCAACCUGGGUCGUCUCAUCCUGAAGGAGGAGAAGGAGAAGGCCGUUCAUUUUCGGAGGAAGACACAGUCACUGCCCGACAGAACACACAUGCACACCAGUUUGUCAGCAAGUGCAUCAAAGUCUCCCUCGCGCUCAGGGCCAGGCUUGACCAGAAUGCAGUCUGCAGAGUUUUCCACAGAUGGAGACAAAGGACUGCCAGCUGCUCAGAACGGAGAGGCUCGGAGGGAGAGGAUGGACAGAGGAAACUCUCUGCCGAGUAUCCUGGAGCAGAAGAUUUAUCCCUAUGAAGCGCUGGUUGUGACCCACAGGGGGCGCUGUAAGCUGCCACCAGGAGUCGACCGCACUCGACUGGAGCAUUUUAGCAACUUUGAAACGACUUCCAUCUGUGCUGAUAUCUAUCGGAGCCGCAGAGAGUCCGAACCUGUCAGGAGCUGCAGGAGAUACACUCAGAGUGUAUUAUCACCUUGGUCACGCCAAUCACAUGCUAAUCAGAGGCAUCUGGCUCCGGAGGAGUUCGAGCAGCUGUUCGGGAUGCCGAUGGCCGAGUUCGACCGCCUCUCUUUGUGGAAACGAAAUGAACUGAAGAAGAAGGUCUCGCUUUUCUAACAGGAAGUGACAUCAUUCCCCCUCAAAUACUCGAUGAGCCGCCUGCUUUGAAAGGAGGCGGCGGAGAAAAACAGGCCACGACACAGAGCGAGCCAUCACGUUAGUCCACGCAAACAUGUCCGCCAUCUAACUAACCAAUCACGCCCCUGGAUGUGCCGCCCCGGAUCAGAGUUUACUGAAGGCUGGCCCUGAUUAACCCUUUACUCUGACUAACCUUACCUGAUGCACUGACACUCAGACAUAUUACCUGCACUUAUAAUCACCACUGCUUGCAAACCAUCCUCAUUAUGUGUCCACUCAUCCCGAUCUUCAUCAUCAUCAUCAUCAUCAUCAUCCAGUCUGUUCCACUGAGCUCCAGAGGUCUGAAUCAGGAAGCGAGAUUAGCAGGUUAGCAGCUAUCUUCUGGUGUCAUGAAGCUGGUUCACCUUUAACCGUGGUAGAUCACCGUGGUAAACUAUGACGUAGGGCUAACGCGCUAACGACCGAGCAAUCAGGUCACUGGAAAAACGUGGAUCCUCUCUGCGACCAAAGUCGACAUCGGUACAAUUACUUCUGUCAGACUAAUAAAUGGUGAUUUCAGCUGCGUAUUAACGAUGUUAAGUUUCUUUUACGGUCUCACUGCGUGUUCAGACAGAACGAAUACAAAGUCGAUGUGAAGACGAUGACACUCAGGGCGGAGCGAUAUGACGCGGAGACGUUUUCCGCGCAAGUUCAAAAUGUUUCACGGUGAACGAAAAACUCAAGGUUUUACGAGUCUGAAAUAACAGAGAGCUGGAGUUCCUGCUGAGAUCAGAGUCUGGCAUUGACAGAGGGCAGAAGUUACGGCAGGAACGGUGGGAAAGUACAUUUUGCAGAUCUCUGAAUUCACCAAGUUCUGAAACCUGACUCUCCGAUCCGACCAGGACUUGUGUAAACCAGACUGAGAGUCUGCAGCUAGCAGCUCUGUGAGGCUGCACUUAGAGACAGCGGUGCUUUGAGCUAAAUGCUAACAUCAGCGUGCUAACACGCUCAGAAUGACAAUGCUGAUGUUUAUCGGGUGUAAAGUUCACCGUGUUCACCAUCUGUUAGCAUGCUAACAUUAGCUAGUCAGCAGUGAACACAGAGCGCAGCUGAGGCUGAUGGGAGCGUCAGCAGCUCUGCAGGUGUUCGGUCAGAAACCAAAGUGUCGGACGCGUUAACGUGUCGACCUGAUGGUGGCGCUAGAUGGAAAGUCAGAGGAUCAGCAGAGUUAUUACAGUUCAUCCUGAGGGGAGCAUGAACGAUGAAGCAGCUGCUGCUGGUGUUUCAGUCUGGACCGAAGUUAUUGGUGAAUGAAAUGAACGAACAUUUUCAGUCACGACGACUCUCUGAGCUGAGCUGAGCGAAAUGAUUUCAAUCAGCAGUCGUUUGUUAUUCCUCGUGUUUCCGCAGCUUCUAGUUGUGAUUUUAUUGUUUAUAUAUCUCACCUCUUGUUGCCGCAGUAACCCAGUUUUCUGCGCAGACGUCACGGCUCUGUGAUUGGCUGUGAUUAACAGCUUUGCCUCUCCCACACGACCACGCCCAGAGUUAACGGGACCAGUGGACAACCAGCUUCAUGAUACCAGUCACCAGGUCCACCAAACAGAAACAGACUUCACGGUACAGUCCUCUGAUGCUUUCUGCUUUUAACUUGAAUGACAGCUGAUUAAUGUGAGGAGCUACUGUCACAUAUUAAACAUGUAACUGAUUGUAAUAUCUAUUGAUUAUGUGGAGCUUUUAAUUUAUUUGAUGAUUGUAAUUUUUACUGCCACAAGUUUGUUUGCAACUGUAAACUCUUUUCUUAAUUUGAAAAUAUUAUUUUUUCUGUACAGUUUUCUUUUUUUGUAUGAGCACCCACGGAUGACUUGCUUCCUCGCUUUAACAUCUUCCCACACAUUUCAGCCACGUACCUGACAUUUUAAAGGAGCAGUUCACACUAAUCAACGUGGUAGCGUCUAUAUUGGAUCGUGUCUUGAGGUAGAAAGCGUCUCUCAGCCGUCGUCUUCACGCUCAGUGUCCGUUCUUCGUGCUUUCUUCUGGUUACACCUCCACGCCAUCCAGUCCUCGUUGUUUCUGUUGUACGAUGUCAAAUAAACCGGAGAAAAAUA